AUGGAAUCUUUUCCAGUCCAGGAGCCAAAUUGCGGCGAACCUCGGAACCCGUACUACGAGAAGGACAUUCUGCAAAUUUUGAGGUACAACAAAUGGAUCCUGAGCUCCAUCGGCAUCUGGCCGAUCCGAUCAGGCGACACCAAUCGAUACCUGCCGAAACUCGUGAUCGGUUUAUGCAACGGGAUACUGUUCUUCGCCAUAGUACCGUGCACCUUGCACAUCACGUUCGAGCUGAAGGACACGGUGAUGAGAUUGAAACUGCUCGGUCUGUUGACCUUCUGCGUGACGUCUUUUUUCAAGUAUUGGGUGCUGGCCGCGUGUAGAUCGGGACUGAGGGAAUGCGUCGAAUGCGUGCAGAACGACUGGAAACAGGUGGAGCGAGGAGGAGAUCGCGAAUCCAUGCUGAAGUACGGUAACGUGGGCCGAAAUCUAACCUUGCUCUGCCUGGUGUUCAUGUACACAGGCGGUAUGAUGUACCACACGCUCGUACAGUACGCGAUCGGCUCGUUCGUCGACGAACAAAAUCGCACGAUCAGGCCAGUGAUUUAUCCCGCGUACAGCGGUCUCUACGACCCGCAAAGAACUCCCAUUUACGAGCUGGUGUACGGCUUGCACUUUAUGUGCGGAUACGUUAUUUAUUCCGUGGCGGUCGGCGCUUGUGGAUUGGCAGCGUUAUUCGUCACGCACGUCUGCGGUCAGAUCAACAUCAUCAUGUCCAGGUUGGAGAACCUCAUUGACCGGAAGAAGAACACGGACCCAGGACAACGAUUAAUAGAGAUCGUCGAACACCAUAUACGAACUUUAAGAUUCUCGACAAAGAUAGAGAGACUUCUGCAAGAAGUAUGCUUUGUGGAAUUCAUUGGUUCUACUUUUCUGAUAUGUCUACUCGAAUAUUACACCAUAACGGAUUGGGAGUUCAACAAUACGCUCAGUCUUGUUACGUAUUUUAUACUACUGAUGUCUCUGACGUUCAAUAUAUACUUACUCUGUUACAUUGGUGAGCUUCUGGUAGAGAAGACCAGUAAUGUUGGACUAUUCUGUUUUACGAUUGAUUGGUACUGUUUGCCCACCGAAACGGUACGCGGUCUCGUUUUGAUCAUCGCCAUGUCGCGUAAUCCGGCGAAGAUUACUGCCGGACGGGUAGCUGAUUUAAACUUAUAUACUUUCGUGACAGUCCUCAAAACAUCGUUGGCCUACUUAAGUUUUCUCCGAACAACUGUUAUGGAAUAA
Dufourea novaeangliae is the source of this 1230-nucleotide messenger RNA. Its product is annotated as odorant receptor 4-like. Gene Ontology annotation, biological process: sensory perception of smell; detection of chemical stimulus involved in sensory perception of smell. The record is from RefSeq and is a predicted model, not a curated record. The transcript has 6 exons. Gene Ontology annotation, cellular component: plasma membrane. The coding region runs from base 1 to 1230 and encodes 409 amino acids. NCBI's taxonomy places the organism in Eukaryota, Metazoa, Arthropoda, Insecta, Hymenoptera, Halictidae. Gene Ontology annotation, molecular function: olfactory receptor activity; odorant binding.